AUGAAUCCCCUCGUACUAUCAAUCCUCAUCCUCAGUCUAGGCCUAGGCACUACAAUUACAUUUAUAGGCUCCCAUUGACUUCUAAUUUGAAUAGGCCUAGAAAUUAACACCAUGGCCAUCAUCCCGCUAAUAAUCCACCAACAACACCCACGAGCAGUAGAAGCUACUACCAAGUACUUCCUCACACAAGCCACAGCUUCUGCACUUCUCCUCUUUGCUGGAACAACAAAUGCCUGAACUACCGGGCAGUGGAACAUCACCGACAUGCUUUCACCAACCUCCGCCACACUAAUUACAUUAGCCUUAGCCCUAAAAAUCGGCCUGGCACCUAUGCACUUCUGACUACCAGAAGUCCUCCAAGGAUUGAGCCUAACCACUGGACUUAUUCUCUCAACUUGACAAAAACUAGCCCCCUUUGCUAUCCUCCUUCAACUCUACCCCCUCCUUAACCCAAACAUCCUCAUAACUUUAGGGGUUGCCUCAAUCGUCAUUGGGGGAUGAAGUGGACUUAAUCAAACACAAUUACGAAAAAUCUUAGCAUACUCAUCAAUUGCUCACCUAGGAUGAAUAAUUACCAUUCUUCAUUUUGCCCCAAACCUAGCACUACUAAACCUUGCCCUUUACAUUAUUAUAACCACCUCAAUAUUCCUCCUUUUUAAUACACUUAACUCAACAAAAAUUAACUCAAUCUCUGUGUCCGCCACCAAAGCCCCACUGCUCUCAAUCAUAUCCUUAGUUACCCUACUUUCACUAGGGGGCCUGCCCCCCCUCUCAGGGUUUAUACCCAAAUGACUUAUCCUACAAGAAAUAACUAAACAAGACCUGUUAAUCCCCGCUACCAUCAUAGCCCUAGCAACUCUUCUCAGCCUCUUCUUCUACCUACGUCUCUGCUACGCAAUAACCUUAACAAUCUCCCCAACCCCAAUCUUUUUCAUAUCCUCAUGACGAACAAAAACUACUCAAACGAAUAUCUUACUCACAAUCACUACCUCCCUAUCUAUUCUUCUCCUCCCCCUAACCCCCACACUACUAACACUAUUCACGUA
Leucoraja erinaceus (little skate) is the source of this 1046-nucleotide messenger RNA. The record is from the annotation of a RefSeq genome assembly. Lineage: Eukaryota; Metazoa; Chordata; Chondrichthyes; Rajiformes; Rajidae.